Molecule: messenger RNA, 1091 nt
Organism: Pogonomyrmex barbatus (red harvester ant)
Lineage: Eukaryota; Metazoa; Arthropoda; Insecta; Hymenoptera; Formicidae
Gene: Fkbp12
Product: peptidyl-prolyl cis-trans isomerase Fkbp12
Biological process (GO): protein peptidyl-prolyl isomerization
Cellular component (GO): sarcoplasmic reticulum membrane; cytoplasm
Molecular function (GO): peptidyl-prolyl cis-trans isomerase activity
Source: RefSeq, a predicted model, not a curated record
GGAACUACUUUCAUGUCGGAUGGUACUCUAGCUAUCCCGUAAUCCUGGCCUAUAUUCAUUGAACGGCGUAGUGGAGCGGCAUCGUUUUGUGAAGCGCCCCGGAUUAUUCUUUCCCACGGCAAGUUUCGCUCGAUCAUUUGGAGCAAGUCGACAAGCCCUGACUAUCUUCGCAUAUACCUCGCCAUCCCAAAGGGAAAGUCAGCUACCGCAGCACGAAAGAGAAAGGAUACGUAACCAUGGGCGUGGAUAUCGAAGUCUUAAGUCCUGGAGACGGUCAAACCUACCCAAAAACCGGGCAAACAGUGGUUGUACAUUAUACAGGUACCCUUAACAAUGGGAAGAAAUUUGAUUCCAGCAGGGACCGUGGCAUACCGUUCAAGUUUAAAAUUGGACAGGGUGAGGUAAUUAAAGGCUGGGACCAAGGAGUCGCACAAAUGUGUGUCGGGCAGCGAGCCAAGCUAACCUGUUCUCCAGACUUUGCUUAUGGUAGCCGAGGCCAUCCUGGAAUUAUCCCACCAGAUGCUGUUCUCAUCUUUGAUGUGGAACUUUUGAAGGUAGAGCCUUGAAAUACCUCUUAGAGUGUACCAAACUUGACCAAACGCAUUUCAAUACAAGAAAAAAAGAAUCGCAUCAAAUCAUAUUAUGUUAAGUAGUUGGCACGAAUGGCACAUCCUACUCUAAUUGCCUUAAUUCAAUCGCUCGGAUAUUAAAAGCUAUAUUUGCAACUUUUGCAAAGUAAUAUAUGGAAGUGUUGCAAACGUUGUCGCCCGACCUCGCUACUAGAAACAACGUACAAUUUAUACAAUGUAUAAAUUGCAGAUCAAUAAUAUUCAAACAAUAUCGCAUAGUUGUUAGACUGUAAGGUCAUAUAUUAAUAUGUAGUUCGAUUACCUGCUCUCCAAGAGAUGCUACUUAACUCAUGUACUUGAUUUAAAACCGACUAAUCGUGUUCCUAUGAUGAGCGGUUGAAUAAAGGGACCCUCCAGAUAUUUGCAAAAUGUAACCUGUGUUCAUUCCAUUCACUACAUAUUUGAUCCUUCAAAUGUUUUGUACAAAGAUAUUCAAUAAAAAAAACACAAUUGGUAAUGUAA